This is a messenger RNA of Colletotrichum truncatum, 501 nucleotides long. Its product is annotated as thioesterase family protein. NCBI's taxonomy places the organism in Eukaryota, Fungi, Ascomycota, Sordariomycetes, Glomerellales, Glomerellaceae. The record is from RefSeq and is a predicted model, not a curated record. Gene Ontology annotation, molecular function: fatty acyl-CoA hydrolase activity.
AUGGCUUCCACACCAUCUCAACCCCCUCCCACCACCGCCCUUCCGGCGCAAUCUGACCCCGCCGCCUUCGCACACAUCCAGAAUUACAUCGACACCCGCUGCAACGCCUCCCCCAUCUACGCCUUUCUCUUCAACCCCGGUCUUACACUCACUCAUGUCUCAAAGGGCCUGGUUGUCGCCCGUCUGCCUCUGUCCGCGAACCACCUCAACUCUUCCGGAAGCAUCCACGGCAGCGUGUCCGCUACCAUCGUGGACUGGGCUGGCGGCCUGGCCAUUGCCGCCUGGGACCUGCGAGAGGCUACUGGCGUGAGCGUCGACAUCAACAUCAGCUACCUCUCCGGUGCCAAGUUGGGCGAUGAGAUCGAGAUUGAGGGCAGAGUCGAGAAGGUCGGCGGCAGCUUGGCGUUCACUCACGUCAACAUUUACAAGGUCGCCGCUGAUGGGUCAAGGGGAGCGACAGUGGCGAAUGGAAGACACACCAAGUUUGUGAGGAGCAGGUAA